Exophiala bonariae is the source of this 951-nucleotide messenger RNA. RefSeq lists its product as uncharacterized. Lineage: Eukaryota; Fungi; Ascomycota; Eurotiomycetes; Chaetothyriales; Herpotrichiellaceae. The coding region runs from base 1 to 951 and encodes 316 amino acids. The record is from RefSeq and is a predicted model, not a curated record. The transcript has a single exon.
AUGUUAACGAUUGACGUUUGGCAGGAAAUUGAUCGUGUGGAAUUUCAUGAAAAUGCCAUCCUUCUUGAUGUCAGAGUUCGAUCUCAGGACUAUCCCAUCAAACACAAUGUCUACGAUGACCACCAAGUCGAAUCCCAGGAUGGGCUGACUCAACAGCUCUUACGUGAUGUGCUCGAUGACUUCGCUCUUGUGCUGUCUGGCAGGGGCGGGCCUGAUCAUGUUUCGGCCGUUUGCAUGGAAUGUGAUGAAGAACGUCGGGUUAUCACUUUACGUAUCUCAAGCAACGACGGUGUCAAUCAACAAACGCUCGAUCAGCUAAACAGACUUCUGCGCUUGAUAUCUGACCCUCUCGAUAUGGGAAUCGAGCAAAGGCACGAAGACACGUUGGCGAUUAUUCUACAACAGUGCUUUGUUCCAUUCUUGAACCAUGCGAGCAAGUUCUCCAACGAACUCAGGCAGUCUGAAUGUCCCUCAGAUACAAAUCUACGAUUUCCUUCUUUCUCUACGCAAGGGAGCAUGACUGAGUCUCCCACAGAUACAGAGCAUCUCGGAAGCUACAGUCCCGAUAGCUUUGAUGCGUAUAUGCAGCUCAGUUGUGAUCGCUUACGCCAGCUGCGGAGGAUGUGUACUGAGUUGGGAAAUUCGAGAAAGCUAUCAAAUAUUUCCGACAUGAUGCUAUUGGCGAAGGCAGCCCAUGAAGUACGACGCUCCGGCUCUUUUUACUUGUUGCUACAUCACAAUAUUCGCAUGAGUCGGAAGCCAAGCGCCGUAAAUUCGAUGUUAGAAAGCCUGAAAGAGCGGCUUGGGAAGUUGUCACGAUAUUGGAGGGCUGCCAAAAUCUUGACAGCAUUUGGAGCGCUGGUGCUGACCCAGAACACUACCAUCGAUAUUCUACCUCUGCCUUCUGGAAGACACGAGAUUCCUGCGAUGAGCAAGAGAACUCUUAAAUAG